Astrephomene gubernaculifera is the source of this 3177-nucleotide messenger RNA. The record is from the annotation of a GenBank genome assembly. Lineage: Eukaryota; Viridiplantae; Chlorophyta; Chlorophyceae; Chlamydomonadales; Astrephomenaceae.
AAGCACCUAUAUAGCACAGUAACCAGGCUCAAUAGUGGAAAUACGCUGGAAGGCGACUAUUAAGAAGGAGAAAAAGCUCUAACCAACAAGCUUCAAUGACUUCAGAGUACGACAACAGACAAGUCUCCGUGGCUCCCAUCAGCAGCGUUCAAGUUAGUGAUAACAUGAUACCUGUUACAAUCACUUCGUGCUUCGUGCGCGUCCUAUGGAAAGCUGAGGCAGUCCUUGCUUGAUAGACUAAUGCCACACUGUUAUUGCUAGCCGUUUCCGAUCACUCGGCUUUGCUAUGUCAAAAAUGUCCUAAAUGCAAGAAACUUCAUGGCAAUGUAAUCCAACGGUCGGGGCUUUAAAGGAGUACAAGUGAAAGCUCAGCUCUCGGUUAGGUCGACUAACAUAGGGUUAGGUAGUUCAGCAAAGCAGCCAUGCAGAGCAAACUUGAAAAGGUUGUUGCUGGGCUUAAGACCGGCCCUCGCUUUCUGAAGGAGCUGCGGGAAUUCGACAAUCUGGUCAAGGCGAUCGGAGAAUGCAAGUCCAAGGCGGAGGAGGAUCGUAUUAUAACCCAGGAGCUGGAGCUGCUCAAGCAGCGCUUGAGCGAUCCAAAGCUGGACAGGAGCAGGGGCAAGGAGUACAUGAUCCGUCUCAUUUAUUGCGAGAUGUUGGGUCACGAUGCAAGUUUUGCCUACGUUAAGGCGCUGCAAUUCGCAAGUGACCCCAACAUCCACACCAAGAAGGCUGCCUACCUGGCGCUGACCCAGUUCCUGGACCACAACAACCAGCUGGUGCUGCUGCUGGUCAACACGCUGCUCUCCGACCUCAAGUCCGACAACUACCUCAUCGUCUGCACCGCGCUGGUGGCCGCCACCAAGCUGAUCGGCGCCGAUCUGGUGAACGCGGUGUACCCGGUGGUGGUGGGACGGCUGCGCCACCCCAAGGAGCACGUGCGCAAGAAGGCGGUGCUGGCGCUGCACUGGUUCGGGCAGCUGGACCCGCGGAGGGAGGGACCGCUGGCGGGGGUGGAGCUGGACAAGCACUUCAGGACAAUGCUGUGUGAUAAGGACCCCUCCGUGAUGAGCGCUGCGCUGUGCGCGCUGCACGAGUGCAUCCGGUCCGACCCGCGGCCGUACAAGAACCUCAUCCCCUCCUUCACCAGCAUCCUCAAGCAGGUGGCGGAACACCGCCUGCCCAAGAGCUACGACUACCACCGCUUCCCCGCGCCCUUCAUACAGAUCAAGCUGCUCAAGAUCCUGGCGCUGCUGGGUUCGGGCGACCGGGCGGCCUCGGAGAACAUGGCGGCGGUGCUGCUGCAGGCGCUGCGCAGGGCCAACAGCAGCCACACCAUCGGCUCCGCCAUCAUCUACGAGUGCGUGCGGACCAUCACCACCAUCUACCCCAACCCGCAGCUGCUGGCGGCAGCCGCGGAGAGCAUCUCCCCCUUCCUGCUGUCCCCCUCGCACAACCUGCGCUACACCGGCAUCACCGCGCUGGCGGGCAUCACCGCACUCAACCCCGCGGCGGCGGCGGAGCACCAGGUGGCGGUGCUGGACUGCCUGGAGGACCCGGACGACACGCUGAAGCUCAAGACGCUGGAGCUGCUGUACAAGAUGACGCGCGCCUCCAACAUCCAGGUCAUCACUGACAAGAUGAUGGGCUACCUGGCCACCUGCAGCGACGAGCACAUCCGGCGGGACAUCGUGCGCAAGGUCAGCGACCUGGCUGAGCGCUACGCGCCCUCCCCCGCCUGGUUCGUGUCCACCCUCAGCGAGGUCUUCCGACUGGGCGGCGAGCACGUGGACGAGGGGGCCGCGCACCGGCUGGUGCGGCUGAUCGCGGAGCAGGACGCGGGGCUGCACGGGUCCGCCGUGGAGGCGUACCUGGGGCUGCUGGAGGCGCAGGGGGGGGAGGGGGCGGGGGCGCCUUCUGCGGCGCCGAAGAAGAAGCUGCCCGAGACGAUUCUGCUGGUGAUCUGCUGGGUGCUGGGCGAGUACGGCCACCUGGCUCGCCGCCCGCCCGCAGCGGUGCUCUCCCGCCUGCUCUCCAUCCUCUCCUCCCACAAGGCCGCCACGGAGCGGGUGCGCGGCUGCCUGCUCACCGCGCUCACCAAGCUGGCGGCGCACACAGGGGGGGCGGCGGGGCCGGUGGGGGCGGCGCUGCUGCAGCCGCACGGCUCCGCGGGGGGAGGCGGGGGCGGACCCAUGGGUCGGGAGGCGGCGGAGCUGGUGCACCAGUGCCUGAACAGCCAGAACCUGGAGCUGCAGCAGCGGGCGCAUGAGCUGACGACACUGCUCAGCCUGCCUCCCCCGCUGCUGUCCUCCGCGCUGCCGGUUGACGCCGCCUGCGAGGAGUUCAGCGCCGCCGAGCUGGCGGAGGUGGCGACGCUGCCCUUCCUGGACCCCCUCGUGACGCGGGCGCUGGCGGCGGGUGCGGCGCCCUACCUGCCGCCGGAGGCAAGGGGGGCCAAGACGGGGGAGGCGCAGGCCAAAGGCCUACGAUUCGAGGCGUACGAGCCCGCGCCGUACGCCGUUCCCCUGGCCUCCUCCUCCACCUCCUACUCGGCCGGCGUCAACGACGCGCGCCUGCACCUGGGGUCCACCUCUGCGUCCACCUCCACCCUCGCAGCGGCCGCCUCCAGUCACACAGCGGCGGCCGCAACCCCCGCCGCCGGCAACCAGCUGCAGCCCCAGCUGGUGCUCAAGUCGGGGGGGCCGCGCAAGUGGGGCCCGGCGCAGUACGAGUCCGAGCCGCCCAGCCAACACACCGCGGGGCACUCCGCCGGCUCCUCGGCAGCAGCAGCGCACGGUACGGCAGCGGCGGGGGCAGGCCCGGCGUCUUCCUCCGCUGCUGGGACGACCACCCAGAGCGGUGGGGGUCGGCACUCCCGAAGCGGUUCGGGCUCUGCGGUUGUGACUGCGCAGAAUGCGGAGCGAGAGCGGUUGGCGGCGUCGCUGUUUGGCACUGCGGGAGGCACCGCGGCGGCAGCGGCCACGAGGCCGUCACCUGCGCACCGUCCGCAGCAGCAAUCACAGCCGUCCAACGGCUCCGCAAACGCCUCGCAGCAGCAGCAGCAGCGGGGGACGGCAGCUGCCCCCAGCGCCAUGGACCUCCUGAUGGAUCUGGACGUGCCACAGCAGCAGCAGCAGCUCACGGCGGCAGUGGGGCCGGCGUCGGGGAGCGGUCGGG